AUGGGCAAGCAUUACCGCGAGAAUCGGGACACCCCGCUGAUGAAAGCUCUAUCUUGCAACGUUAGGGAUUGCCAGUUUGUCGAGGAGAGUGGGGGAGUGGAGGGGCGUGGGGUUUUCCUUUUCCAAACCUACACGGACGUGGUGUCAAGCCUAGGGAUCCCUCACCAAGCGCUACGCCUGCCGCCAACUCUAGAAACCCGCAUAUUCUACCCGCGCUCCUACAACCCCGCCCAGCGCCAACUGCUGCCACUUUAUCUGAACAUCCACGGCGGCGGCUUUGUGUUAUGCGAUGCCACUAUCGACGACUCAUUCUGCAGCGCCUGGGCUAACCGUACGGCAAUGCUAGUUGUCAGCCUCAACUACCGCAAGGCGCCGCUCCACCCCUUCCCAACAGCCACUUUUGACGUUGCUGAGGUAGCCAAAUGCGUGCUAGCAGAUGGCUCACUCCCAAUUGAUCACUCGCGCAUCGCUAUUGGCGGUUUUAGUGCAGGUGGCAACCUCGCGCUUUCUGCCUCGCAAUUCCCCGGUCUGAGAGGCCUGAUUAAAGCAGCUGUAAUAUACUACCCAAUCGUGGAUUUUGGCCAUCCACCAAAUGAGAAGCUGGAUUCUAGACCGUACAAAGAUGGUCCGAAGGAUACACUAGAAAAGACCUCCUGGUGGCUGGACGGGGGGUAUGUGAGUGUAGGGCAGAAUCGGAGGGAUCCGCUACUCAGUCCAGUUUAUGCAGCCAAGGAGGAGCUGCCGCCAUUGAUUUAUAUGAUUGGGGCGCAGUGGGAUAUGCUCCGGUUGGAGACACAGCAGAUGAUUCAUGGCUUGGCUGGGUUAGGGGAUAAAGUCGGAGUUGAGCAGGAGGAGGACUUUGAGGUGGGCAGGUAUAAGUGGACAUUAGCGAGAGGGUGUCCGCAUGGAUUUACCCAUGCUUCGCCGGGACGGAAGAAGGGGGGUAAUAGCAGGAGGAAGAAGAAGGAAGUUGCGCAGGGGAUUAAUGAGGAGUGGUUAAAAAAGUCCGAGGUUCUUUCUUAG
Penicillium vulpinum is the source of this 1023-nucleotide messenger RNA. RefSeq names its product Alpha/beta hydrolase fold-3. NCBI's taxonomy places the organism in Eukaryota, Fungi, Ascomycota, Eurotiomycetes, Eurotiales, Aspergillaceae. The record is from RefSeq and is a predicted model, not a curated record. The coding region runs from base 1 to 1023 and encodes 340 amino acids. The transcript has 2 exons. Gene Ontology annotation, molecular function: hydrolase activity.